CUCACUCGCGCCCCUUACCUCUCAUCAGCACCAUUGUACUCCAGUCUUGUACUGGUAACCACUCAACACACUUCUCCACGCUUCACUCCAGGUUUUCUCCCCACUCCAAACCCUAUACUCGCUCCACACAUCAUUUCAAACUACCCUCCAGGUCAUGCUUCCACUCCACAACCUGUACCCGCUCCACACACACACAGAAGUGAGGCCGAAGUACCUACUUGCCUUCUGCGGAUUGCCUUAUCUGCUCUUAAACUUAGUGGUGAAAAAACACAUGAAAUACGUAAAGUGCCUUAGAAAAACGUUUUGAAGAAAUUGCAACGAAGGAAGAGCUAUGAUAAAAGCGUGUGUGUAAAUAUGUGUUGUGUGUGUGUUGAGCCGCAGUAUCUGCCCUGGUUUCCCAUGACAGAGGAAAUGACGUUAGGAACAAUGGAAAAGCCUCCUCGCAGCACGCUGAGAUGGUAGCGGCGUUAAGGGCGGCAUGACAGGUGGUGUGCAGGAGGUGGAGGAUCUGAUCCACCUGGCGGGACCACUCACCGAGGAUGCUGUACUCAAGACUCUACACGCGCGCUUCUGCUCCAACCACUACUUUACCAACGUCGGCCCAAUCUUGCUGUCGGUGAACCAGUACCACGAGGUGGGCAACGCCCUCACCCUCACGUCGACCAGAGCGGCGGCGCAGAGUCCUCACCUCCUUCGGGUAGUCCACGAGGCUGUCCGUCAGCAGAGCGAGACAGGCUACCCCCAGGCCAUCAUACUCUCAGGUGCUUCCGGGUCUGGCAAGACCUACACGUCGAUGCUGCUGCUGCGGCAGCUCUUCGACGUGGCUGGCGGCGGGCCGGAGACCGAUGCCUUCAAGCACUUGGCUGCAGCCUUCACGGUACUCCGCUCGCUCGGCUCCGCCAAGACCAGGUCCAACUCGGAAUCUAGUCGUAUUGGUCAUUUCAUAGAGGUUCAAGUAACAGACGGGGCUUUAUAUAGGACCAAGAUUCACUGUUACUUCCUGGACCAGACGCGGGUGGUGCGGCCGCUACCAGAUGAGAAGAAUUAUCACAUAUUCUACCAGAUGCUCGCUGGACUCACACAGGAGGAGCGAGGUAAGCUGCAUCUGGAGGGUCACAGCGUGCGUACACUGAGGUACCUGAGUGAAGGAGAUGUCCGUCAAGACGAGACUGAAGACGCGCGCAGGUUCGAGGCGUGGAAGACGUGUCUGGGCGUGCUAGGGAUCCCCUUCCUGGACGUGGUGAGAGUCCUAGCUGCCGUCCUCCUGCUGGGUAACGUCACCUUCAUCGAAGGCCAGGGACUAGAGGUUGACAUUCAGGGCGGCAGCCACGAACUCAAGAGCGUAUCGGCGCUGUUGGGGGUGUCUUCUGCGUCGCUCUACCGAGGUCUCACAACACGUACUCACAACGUCCGCGGCCAGCUCGUCAAGUCUAUGUGUGAUGCUAAUAUGUCCAACAUGACCCGAGACGCCCUGGCAAAGGCUCUCUACUGCCGCACCGUCGCUACCAUUGUUCGGCGUGCCAACUCACUCAAGCGACUUGGCUCUACCUCAGGCACCCUCUCCUCCGACAGCAAUGAGAGCGUCCACCACCAGGCGGAGGUGGCGUCCCAACACGCGUCCACGGUGGGCACCGCCGGCUCCAAGGCAUCAAAGUCAAUGAGCGUCCUUAAUAAUGCUGUCAAGCACGCCACGGACGGCUUCAUCGGCAUCCUUGAUAUGUUUGGAUUCGAGGAUCCCAAGCCAUCCCACCUGGAACACCUGUGUAUCAACCUGUGUGCUGAGACGAUGCAACACUUCUACAAUACACACAUCUUCAAGUCAUCAAUCGAGUCAUGUCGAGAGGAGGGCAUCACGUGUGAGGUUGAGGUUGAUUACGUAGACAACGUUCCGUGCAUCGACCUCAUCUCUUCGCUGCGUACUGGUCUUCUGAGUAUGUUGGACGUGGAGGGGUCGGUCAGAGGCACACCCGAGAGCUAUAUCCAGAAGGUGAAGAUCCAGCACAAAGGCAACAUGAGACUAUUUGAACCCAAGACCAACCACAUCAGGUCGUUUGGCAUCCACCACUUUGCAAACAGAGUUAUUUAUGAUGCUUCAGAUUUUCUUGACACCAACCGAGAUAUCAUUAGCGACGACCUGGUCUGCGUCUUCCACAAGCAGUCCUGUAACUUCGGCUUCGCGACGCACCUCUUCGGCUCCGAACUGAAGGCGCUCUUCUCUCAGGACCCCGUCCCGCGAGGGGUGUCAUUCCGCAUAAGUCCCACCUCACACACGGACCUACAAAACGGAGACGAGCCGGUGUCGACGCUGACUCAGGACUUUCACACUCGGCUGGACAACUUGUUACGGACCCUGGUACAUGCUAAGCCUCACUUUAUCCGCUGCCUCCGCUCAAACUGCUCAGAGAAGCCGGCCUUGUUCGACCGAGCCACGGUCAUUAAGCAGAUCCGAGCGCUUCAGGUGCUGGAGACGGUCAACUUGAUGGCUGGAGGUUACCCUCAUCGCAUGCGCUUUAAGACCUUCAACAUGCGCUACCGGUUGCUGGUGCCCUUCAAGAAACUGAGGCGAGUGGAGGACAAGACUGUGGACGACUGUAAGCUCAUCCUCGAGUACUUUGUGAGAUCACUGGAGGACAUAAACAAGUCCUCCACAGUGGCCAUCCAGUGGGCUCUUGGGAAGCGACAUAUAUUUCUCAGCGAGGGAGCGAGACAACAGCUGGAGAUGCUGAGGAUAGAGAUGAGACAGCGAGCCGCGACGCUCCUGCAGGCGGUGUGGCGAGGCUGGCACUUCAGACGCAGGUGGCCCACACUCAAGAGGAACCUGGAGCUGAGAGCUCGCUCACGUACCGUCCGCCCACGCCCGCAACCCAUCGCCGGCACGCCCCCGCCAGACGUCAUGGACCGCUGUGACCAGAAGACCAUCCAACAGACCUGUUCGCUGUUUGGUCUGGACCUGGAGCGUCCGCCACCGGUGCCGCCCAGUAGAUCCUACACCAUCAGCGGCAACCACAAGAUGGGGUACCCUCAGACGCGACUUAUGAAGAGGAACUUUCCUGAGGAAGGAGGAAGCGAGAUGGUGCUGCUGAAGGGAGAGUCGGUGGUGGUGGUGGGGGCGUCACCACGCCGAGGUCACCUGUUGGUUGAACAUCAAGGUCACUCCUUCCAUGUACCCUUCCAGUACAUGGAACUCAAGCCUUCAGUACAGCCGGGAGUCAACAUUUAAACGCCUGUAUAUUGGAAUCGCCAGAAAAUCAAGUUCCGCUUGAGCUUGCGACGAGCUGGGAACUAGAGAACCUCCUUCUGAACUGCGUCUACGCGAGACUGAGGUCACACAAGUGUGUGUGUGUACUCCUCUUCGAAGUUUGUAUUUACAAGUUGCAAGAGGCGAGAACUCGUAUCUCAGAAAGUGCCAUGAGUGGCGUGUAGCGCUUCGCACGCCUCAGACUGAGCCAUGUGUGGCGUGUAGCACUCCUACGUGCACGGUGGAUAACAGUACAGAUCACAUCCUAAAAACACUAGUGUGCCAAGUGAACUAAUCCUUCUUUUCACACAAGACUAAGACGUACAUAAUACAUGAAUACUUAAUUCAUAGCGUGGUGGCUGGAGCCCCAUUCUUAUAGAAUAAUAGAAACAAAGAGGACACCCCCAUUAUUAACUACCUCUGUGGAGGGCACCAAUCACCCUCUAUGGAAAACACAUUCUCCCCUUUAUGGAGCAAACUCCCUUCUAAUAGAGGACUUCUCCCUCCCUCUGCUGGAGGAAAAUUCCUGCUCCUCUUGUGUCCUCUGCCACUCCAUGUGCCUCUUAUCAGCAGAGCUUAACUGAAUAAGGAUUUGUCUAUGUACAUAUGUAUUUUUAUGUGCCAAUAUUGUUAGGUAAUUGUAUAAGUGUAUUGAUAUACCUCGUUACUUAUGUACGUCGUCGAAUACCGUAAAGUAAAUAUGUUACUACAUAAUUAAAGAUAUAAGAGACAGUAACAAUUGAAGAUAAGGCAUUUCGACCCCCUUUUAAGAUAAGUCUGUUUGGUGCUACAAGCUCUUAGAACCCCUUUGUGUUGUGUGCUCUCUCUCUGGCUUGUAAAUCUCUUUCCCCUCCCCAAGUCAUUUUUUGUCUUCCCCUUCCCUAUCCCCCUUUCAAUACCAUUAUCCCCUCUCCCCAACCAGAUCUAUCCUUCCCCCCCCCACAUACCCUUCCUUACCCACUCCUCGGUAAUAUCAUCGAAUUCACAGUAUUAUCCCCCUUGUGUUAUCUCUGUAUCAGACAUAAAUAACAACAUUCUUGUCUGUCUGUACUUUCUAAUCUGUGUCACUACGUCACCUUUGUAACCUCGUACCUUCACCUCUCCCAUUUUGGUCAUCCGUGUCAAAAUUAUUUUGAACACUGCAAUACUUGUCGCCUUUGUUUCAGAGAUCAUCUCACUACACCCACUUUAUUUUAGAUCGUGUUCAUCAUCCGUCAUCUCCUGAAACCUGCUUCUCUCCCAACCUUUCACUUUCCUUCCUUAGCGUCCUUAUUCCAUCCCAGCUUCCUGUUCCAC
Molecule: messenger RNA, 4534 nt
Organism: Cherax quadricarinatus
Lineage: Eukaryota; Metazoa; Arthropoda; Malacostraca; Decapoda; Parastacidae
Gene: dachs
Product: unconventional myosin-IXb-like dachs
Biological process (GO): actin filament organization; vesicle transport along actin filament
Cellular component (GO): cytoplasm; actin cytoskeleton; myosin complex
Molecular function (GO): ATP binding; cytoskeletal motor activity; actin filament binding
Source: RefSeq, a predicted model, not a curated record